AUGUCCUCAUCCAGCGAUGACGACGAAGUCGAAUCCGUCGCGCCAAUCGAGCUGAGCGAAUACGAGACCGAUUUUGACCGUGAAUCUGAUCUUUUCUACGAUUCUAAUUAUGAAUCAGAUACGGACUCUGAAUGGGAACAUCAUCGUCUGGCUUGGCACCACACGAUGGCAGGCCCGAGCUGCGGUCUGUGCAGAUUCGAAUUCGAAGCCGACGAAGACUUUGUUGUUUACAAUCCGGUCAGUCACCGCUACCCUCGCAUUUGGAACGGCACGUACGUACUGGGGUAUGAUAGGUACUUUGCAAUAGAGCUCGGGUUCCACCACGGCUGUGUCGACCUACUAAAGCCCAAGACUUUGGUCAACAACUGGACGAACAAUCUUUCACGAGCUACAUCCGGUCCACAGGAUCAUUAUCUGCCUCCUGUAUCUUGGAAUAAGCGUCGUGAACGGUGGAUCAGGGACUCAAUUGCUGCCGAAUUGACACAAGCUAUCCGUGGUCGUCUCCCACAAGAAAUAUGUCAAUAUAUUGCGAGCUUCUGUAUCCGUGAACGCGCAUGCCUCAUUCUACGAGAUCUGUGGCUGGACCCUGCUCGACCCAAAGGUUGGCUCAAAUAUCUCACCAUCGGGAGGAACAAGUCUGUUUGGGCCCAGACUAUGGAAGUUGAAGGGCUACGCUACGUCAGAUCUCUAUCGACCCGUCGUCUCACGGAACAGGAUACCUUGGUCUACAAGGCCAGAUACAGGAAGAAGAGUGCUCGCAACAGACCUGAAGCUUGCCUAAACAUCUAUUACUCUGAGGAUUACGGGGGAAUCCGUGAAGUGAUCAUCACAGAAGACAAUGAGAUGCCCACUUUGAACAUGGAGGAACCGGGUCUCUCUUGGUCCAUCCAUCGUCACCAAAAGACGCCUCUGCGAGUCAAACAAAAUUACAAAUUUGACGAGAGGCACGAAGAAAGAGCUUGGGGAGUUCUUCCAAAACACUUUGAUUCCUUUCCGCAAAUUCCCCUGCCAAUGUAUUUACAAGCCAAUGACCGCAACUACUACGAAUCUGUUCGUGCUGUAGACUGGAACUCUCCAGACAUCUGCGGUUACUCCUUUUGCGUGGAUCAAAACCUGAUUCGAGGCAUAGUUGCGCACAAACUUGGAGAACCAGAGCCAAAGGCGAGGGACGAGUACAGCAAAGCUGAAGAAUUAUGGUUUCAUAUGCCAAUCGAUCCCGAUGAAAGAAUCUCUGAACUCUGGCUUCGCAAGGGAACGGAUCCAAUGGUUGCGAGCAGACAGAUCGAGACACUCAUAGUUCGAACUAACACGGGGCGUACCUUCACCCCUGGGCUCGAUACUUCCUGCAGCAUUCCUGUGGAUGGAACUCUCAAGUUCACGUACAAGGCAAUUGCAAUCUUCCCUCCAAAAGGAACUUCUCGCAUGUUUUACUGCAGAGCGAAUUGGUUGUGGGAAUACCUCGUGUUCGAGCAGGAACCUGACCUCGGUAACAAGGGUGACCUUCAAGGCGUGGUUGCAUGGGAUCAACAUGAGAUUCAAUAUUCCUUCCCUCCCCCUAAUGGGUCGAUUGUCUACCUCGAAAGAUGUGUCAAAACAUCAGCGAGUUUGAGCGACGUCAGGACCAUCGCCCCAUGCCGAGAGUGGUCGGCCACAUUCCGUGGUGAAGUCGUCGGGCUGUUAUUGACAUAUUGUGAUGGUCGUCGACGAUCCCUCGGACAAGUGCGUCUUGAUUGCCUGGAACCCCCCUUGUCAGUCUCCUCGGACUGUUUCUGGAUUGGCUUUGCGAAGCACUGCAACGAGGAUGCUCAUUUUCUCCCAUGGCUUCUGAGGGUCACCAGCAUUCAAUUGUCUGAGCCGCUGACGAAUAGGUCUACUACUUACAUCAAAGUCCCCUGUAGCGGAAGACUCGAGUGGGCAGCUUGUGACUGGAUUAAUGCUGUCCGACAUGUUGAGGAAGGGGAGCCAUGCGAUGAAGAUGAGAUCAGCCAAGUCAUGGCCGGUCGAAAGGGAGUAUUGGAGUACGCAAGCCCAGAGAUCAAGACAUUUGCUGUGCCAAUUCGUGUCAGGGAGAAUAACCCUUGA
This is a messenger RNA of Fusarium musae, 2082 nucleotides long. RefSeq lists its product as uncharacterized. The coding region runs from base 1 to 2082 and encodes 693 amino acids. NCBI's taxonomy places the organism in Eukaryota, Fungi, Ascomycota, Sordariomycetes, Hypocreales, Nectriaceae. The transcript is spliced from 3 exons. The record is from RefSeq and is a predicted model, not a curated record.